AUGUCAGGUGGCCCCACCAGCACGCAGCAGCGUGCCAGGAUGGCCAGGAGUGCGGCGCUGCUCCUCUGGGCCCAAGCCCUCGGCCUCACUGGUGCCCAGCCCAGCCAGGUCACGCUAGACCCCCCCUGGAUGCCGGUGUUCCUCAAUGAGAAGGUGACGCUGACCUGCUGGGGCUCCGGCGUGCCUGGCCCCACCGACUGGUACAUCAAUGAGCAGUACUGGUGGCGGUCAGAAUCUGACCAUAUCCACGUCUCCAAAGACCGCCCUGGGAGCAGCAGCUACCAGUGCCGCAUCCCCGGUGCCGAACUCAGCCCCGCCGUCACCGUCAGCUUCUCAAAUGACUGGCUGGUGCUGCAGGUGCCAGCGCAGGCACUGCUGGAGGGGGACAUGGUGUCGUUGCGCUGCCGGGCCUGGAAGAACACAAAGAUCACCAAGGUGCAGUUCUUCCACGAGCAGGAGGUGCUGGGGGGGCCCUCCCAGGGAGCUGAGCUGCUUCUGCCCCCCCUGCAGCUGCACCACAGCGGGCGCUACCACUGCCAGGCCACCCUGCUCUACUACUUGAGCUGGGAGGGAUCGACACUGGUGACGGUGCAAGAGCUCUUCUCGGUGCCAGUGCUGCGCCUGGAGGGCCCGGCCGAGCCCCCCGAGGGAGCCCCCCUGGCCCUGAGCUGCCUCAGCCACCUCAGCCCCCUGCGGCCCCUCACCCGCCUCCAGUACCUCUUCUACCGGGACGAGGCAGUGGUGGGGGGGCCCCAGGGCUCCCCCCAGCUCCAGCUGCUGGCCGUGGGGCUGCAGCACUCGGGGAACUACUCCUGCGAGGUGCAGACGGAGACGGCCAGCGUGCGGAAACACAGCGCCCCGGUCACUGUCACGGUGCGCAGGGUCCCGGUAUCGGGGGUGUCCCUGGUGGCACAGCCCCCCAGGGGACAGGUGGUGGAGGGCGACCGCUUGGUGCUGAGCUGCUUGGUGGCCGUGGGGACGGGGCCCCUCUCCUUCUCCUGGCAUCGGCAAGGCUUGGCCACGCCGCUGGCCACAGGCCCCCGCUACGAGCUCCGUGCCGUGCAGCACCAGGACGGCGGCCGCUACCACUGCACGGCCACCAAUGGUGGCACUGCAGCCAACAGCCCGCCACUGUGGGUCACCGUCCUGGUGCCGGUGGUAGGUGCCACGAUCACAAUGGCAAGGAUGGAGCCAUCGGUGCUGGUGGGCGAGAGCCUCAACCUGAGCUGCUCGGUGCGGGCGGGCACCGCACCCGUGACCUUCACCUGGCUGCGGGAUGGGCAGGAGCUGGGCUCGGGGCCUGUCCUGUCCCUGGAGGCCGUGGAGCCAGCGCACACCGGGACCUACCAGUGCCUGGCCACCAACCGCCUUGGCACCCACCGCAUCUUCCGGGUGCUCAGCCCGGCGCUGGCCCUCUCGGUGAUGCAGCCGGGACGGCGAUGGCAGCGACGGGACACAGACGUGGCUGUGGGGCUCAGCGUGUCCCUCCUGCUCCUGCUCCUGCUCGGUGCUGCCAUGGCCUGGCACCUCCGGCGCCGGCACCGUGCGGCCGCGGGGAACAGCCGGGGCAGGCUGACUUACGGUGUAGAUGGCUUCUUCCUUCAGCCCCCUUACUCCCUGGGGAAGCAGGGGUAA
Messenger RNA from Nipponia nippon (crested ibis), 1635 nucleotides. The record is from RefSeq and is a predicted model, not a curated record. Lineage: Eukaryota; Metazoa; Chordata; Aves; Pelecaniformes; Threskiornithidae.